CUCCUCUCUUCUCUUUAUUACCAUCCCACUCCCACCGCCACCUUCACUCACCUCUCUCUCUCUCUCUCUAAAAACUCAUCUUCUCAUUCUAACAAUCCAUGGCAGAUCGCCCACAUCAGAUCCAAGUCCGGCCACAGCACCUCUACGACGGCGGUUUGAAGACUCGCCAAGACGGUCCAUCCCCAAGCAAAGUCCUCGCAGUCAUCGCCCUCCUCCCCCUCGGCGGAACACUACUCUGCCUCGCCGGAAUCACCCUCUUCGGAACCCUCAUCGGCCUCGCCGUCACCACCCCUCUCUUCAUCAUCUGCAGCCCCGUUCUCGUCCCCGCCACCAUCGCCGCAGGUCUGGCCGUGGCUGGAAUUCUCACGUCGGGGGCUUUCGGGCUCACCGGGCUGUCGUGGCUGACGCGGGUGGUGAAUUACUUGCGCGGAGUCGGUGCUUCGAUGCCGCAGCAGUUGGAUGAGGCGAAGAGGCGCAUGCAGGAUGUGGCGGUGCAAAUGGGGGAGAAGGCGAAGGAGGUCGGCGAAGCAAUACAGAAGAAGGCUCAGGAAGCUGGCAAAUAGAAAGAUUUAAAUGGAGCCAAUAUGUGAAAAUGGGAAAUGUGUUAAUUUGAUGUAUGUUUUUUUUUUCAGUUUCAUUGCAUUGCUUAUUUUCAACUUGUUUGUGUUUUGUGUAUGUGUUAUAUCUUUGUGGGGUUUAUCAUAUAUUUUGAGGUGGAUUUUGA
Messenger RNA from Camellia sinensis, 724 nucleotides. RefSeq names its product oleosin Cor a 12. Gene Ontology annotation, cellular component: monolayer-surrounded lipid storage body; membrane. The record is from RefSeq and is a predicted model, not a curated record. Gene Ontology annotation, biological process: lipid storage; response to freezing; seed oilbody biogenesis. Lineage: Eukaryota; Viridiplantae; Streptophyta; Magnoliopsida; Ericales; Theaceae.